This is a messenger RNA of Acytostelium subglobosum LB1, 345 nucleotides long. RefSeq lists its product as hypothetical. Bases 1 to 345 code for a protein of 114 amino acids. The record is from RefSeq and is a predicted model, not a curated record. NCBI's taxonomy places the organism in Eukaryota, Evosea, Eumycetozoa, Acytosteliales, Acytosteliaceae. The transcript is spliced from 2 exons.
AUGGAACAAGGACAAAAGUUUACUAUUAGACAAUCGAGGGACUUGCUUAUCUCAUUGUUCCCAGAGUGUGAGACAAAGAUCAAGGCAGAUGUUGACUGCUUCCUCAAGUUUGGUCCAGAGCCAGAGAAGUUGACGGCCAACUGUGCCAAGGAGAACUGGGACUGCACCUUGUGUAUAUCUCUUUGUGAUGCUGCUAAGCCAUUGCAGAACUGUUUGCAAUCGAAUAACUAUCAGAAAUCAGCUUGUCAGAAUGAGAUCAACAAGUUCUUGACAGAGUGCAAGCCAGAGAAUUUGAAAGAAAAGAUUGAGAAGAGAGCUGCUGCUACUGCUGCUGGUAAACAGUAA